Ruditapes philippinarum (Manila clam) is the source of this 8846-nucleotide messenger RNA. RefSeq names its product nucleosome-remodeling factor subunit BPTF-like. Gene Ontology annotation, biological process: regulation of transcription by RNA polymerase II. Gene Ontology annotation, cellular component: NURF complex. The record is from RefSeq and is a predicted model, not a curated record. Gene Ontology annotation, molecular function: RNA polymerase II cis-regulatory region sequence-specific DNA binding. NCBI's taxonomy places the organism in Eukaryota, Metazoa, Mollusca, Bivalvia, Venerida, Veneridae.
UUUAGUUUACUGUUGUUGUUUUUAAACAAAGAAAACAAAACAAAAACCUUUUAUAUUUUUAGGGAAGGUGAAAAUGAGGUAUGGUAUUACAGUACAAAAGGUCAAAUAGAGGAGUUAUUGGAAGUGUUAGAUCAAACUGUAUGGGAGAGGGAACUCAGUUUUAUAGUGAGUGACCUUAGAGAUGAUAUAAGCCGACAAAUGAAAAUCACUGAAGAACUCACAAAAGAAAAAUGCACUAAUAAAAAAUCAGCGUUAGAAGUUGAAAUUGCCAAUCUAGAAAAAGUUCAGAGUGAUAGAUUAAAACAGCGGCAAGAAGAAAUUGCACAAAAGCUGAAAGAAGAAGAAGAAAGGAAAACUAGAGAACUGGAAGAGAAAAAGAAAGAGGAAGAACAAAUAAAAAUAAAUGGUGACCAUGGUGAACAAAUAGAUACAACUGAAUCAGUAAAUGUUUCCUCACAGAACAUAACAACUGUGACUGACAGUUAUGGUAUUACAACAGAAAUCAUCACAACAAGUGAUAUAGGUAAAGUUGAAGUAACAGAAACUGUUGAAACAACCACAACUACAACAACAAUAACCUCAAAAUCUAUCAGUGUAUCUCCCUCAGGGGAUCAUGUUGUCAAAACUAUAGAACCUAGGAUUGUUAGUGCAGAAAUUAAAACAGGGGAGCAGUCAAAUUCUCGAGAGCCAACCCCAAAUAAGGAUAUCUCUCCUAACAGUGAUACUUCACAACAAAAUGGCAAUAUUAAUUCAUCACAGGCAGCAAAGGGGGAUAAUAAAGUUAUUGUGAUUGGCUCAGAUGGUAAACAAAUGCCAGGUAUUAUGAACAUUCAGUCAGUGUGUCCAAAUACAUCAAAACCAGGUACAACCUUUGUACUGCUGAAUAAGGAGGGAUCUCAGAUGAAGAUCAGUUUAGCUCCAAGGAAAUCUGAGAAUGCAGAGAAAUCUGAAGAAGAGGAGCAGGAAAAUGGGCAACAAAAUGUUGGGAGAACAAUGAUCACAAGGUCCAAGACUGGAUCCCUAACUCCUAAGUUGUUCUCAGAUUCUGUGAUGGGAACUACUAUUAAGACUACUACUUCAAAUGUGAAAUCCAUGAAUACAUCAUCCACUGACGAAGUUCUCAUUAUAAACAAGGAUGGAGAGAUAACAAGGAUAGCUCGUAGUAAACUUGCUUCAACAUCAUCCAUAUUCUCCCAACAACUUUACUUUAAACUAGGUAUGGAUGGUAAUUACAAGCAAUAUGUUAACCAGUACACCACUCAGACUCUUGCCUUAAAUAAACAUCAACAUAAUGAAGAGCGGGACAAGCGGCGUUACUUAUCUCAUAAGUUCAGCCUUACCAACCUUAGUGAGUUCAAAUGGAAUGGAACAACAAAUGGUAACAAGAUCAUGACUGUUUCUACUCUAAGAUUGAGCCUGGCGCAACUAGAGAGCAGUUUAGCAUCUCCAUUUCUUCAUCCGAAUUGGCAGCUUCAUCGUCAGUCAUGGUUAAAAGCGUUGCACCAUUGUACCAAGCCUGAGGACUUCUCUCUAGCCUUGACAAUACUGGUGCAUGUAAUUAAACCUGUACUGUUUUUACCUGUUUGGCAUGAAGCACUUGUCAUGUUUCGAUUUAAACGCAUCACAUCAUUAGAUCGAGAAGAAAUGAAGAAAAAGGAAAGAGAACAGAAGAAAUUAACUGAGGAAGAAUUGGCCAGACCGGUUAUAUGGAUCAAAUACACUCUUGGGCUUAAGCACCAGGUUUGGAAGCAGAGAGGAGAGGAGUACCGUGUAACAGGUGGUCAUGGAUGGGGAUGGAUCUCCUGUACACGCAGGUCCAAUCCCACUCCACAGUGGACAGUUGGACUUAGAGCUGCAGCUAGAAAACUUCAAAACAGAAAAAUUAAGCUUUUUGGAGAUGAAAACUCCAACUCUGAAGGUGAAACUCUGCAGUCCACUGAUGAAACAUCUAAAGAAGAAAGUCCUAAGGAAGAAGAGAAGGGUACUGAUGAAGAAGAAAAAAUGGAAACUGAAGAGGUAGAUAAAAAAGCAGACAAAGCCAUGUUCAAAUCUGAUGUCAAUAUAAAAGAAGUAGUUGAUAAUGUUAGCAUUGAAACUGAAGAAGUGGUUGUUGCAAUAGUUAAUGAUGAAACUGACAUUAAGCAAGAAUCUGUUCCCGAUUCUGAAGUAAAAACUGAAGUGAAGGAAGAACCUAUGGAUGUUGAUGAGAUAGCUGAUGUGGUUAAGGUUGAAGAUAAUUCAUUGAAAAUUGAAAAGGAAGAAAGUAAGGAUAUUGACAUUGAAAAUGUAUCUCCUAAAAAAGAUACAAAACCAUUAAGAGUAGCUCAGGGAAAGUUUUCGAAAGCUAACUUGAAAGCAUAUUCAUUGUUGACUAAGAAGUGUGAUGUUGAUCUCAUAGAUGUGAGUAAGGCAGUAAGAGAACACACGUAUUAUCCAAAAGUGACAAAGCCUUAUUCUAGAUUAGAUAACUUGCUAGAACGUAGGUUAAAAUUAAGUGAAAUAGAAAAUAAGCAACGUGAAAGUAUUCAGCAGCAGUUACAAUGGAAAUUAAAACUAGAAGCAGCAAAACAAGAAAAACAGGAAGUGUCUGCAUCACCUGAAAAGAAAAUUAUUGCCUUAUCACGACCAGAAGUAGUAAAGAAACCAGAGCCAGUAAAACCACAACGUAUUGUUUAUGGCUGCUAUUCUCCCUUGUGUUCAGCAGGAGAUGUGCUAGGUGGCCAAUGUUACUCAGUAAGAUGUCGUUAUGAAAUUGAACAAGAAGAGGAUGAUGAUGAUUUAGAUGAGGUAGAUGAUAAUGGAGAGGUACAGAUGGAGGUUGAUGAAGAUGAUGAUGAGAAAGUUGAUGAUGAUAAAGAUUCUGAAAAUAAGGCAGAUGAUCUGAACAAAAGUGUUACAGAGGAUGAAGAGGUGGAUGUAAUUGGUGAUAAAGAUGAUACAAACAAAACUGCUGCUGAAAACAUUAAUAGUAACAAUGCAAACAAACCUUCAAAUGCAUCUAAAGUUGUUCAUGUGCCUUAUGAAAAAGGGGAAGGGAUAAAACCCACCUCAACUAGUGGUGUAACUGUGAAAACUGGAUUACUAUCUCCUAGUGCUAGGAAAACUACCACAAUAUCUAUACCAGGUAAUUUGGCUCAAUUGAUAGCUCAGAAAACUGGAAGAAAUCUGACUUAUUCUGAAGCUCAGGCAUUUAUUCGCCAGGCUCUUGAAAAAAUGACCGUUGAAGAUAUUAAGGCCAAAAUUCCCCCUGUCAGAAAAAUCACAGAUAAAAUUCAUUUGCCGAAAAUCACCAAAGGUGGUAUGAAGAAAAAAUCAGCAAAGAAAACUUCUCUACCUCCUGCCCAUAAAUUUGUCACACCAUCUGGUAAGAAAAGUCUUUUUGUGCUAGAAAGGUGGGAGGGCAGGAAAUUAGCAAGAAAAGGUGGGAAAAUUGAAGUGACUGGAUUUAAGUAUGAGUGUAAAAUGUCCAAUGUGAAUUGGCCUUAUCCUUGUCCAAGGCCGCUGUUCAAGUCUGCCUUCAACUAUCGUUUACAAACUAUUAAAUCUUUAGCAGCAGCAGCUUUACAUCUAAGGAUAUUUUGGACAUGUAUCAGAUGGGAUGAUAUGGCUCAGAAACCUCCAGCUGGUGGCACGAACACAAUAUCAACAGAAACUGAAAUUACCACAACAGAACUACUGAAGAGGAAAGAUAUUGGUCCAUACGGCCUUAGAUCAGAAUUCUUGGUCCGCAAAAUUAUAGUUCCUCUUGGUGUCCCGCAACAGCCAAAAGGUAAUGUGUUUCAUUCUGUGUUCAAAUUGUUGUUAAACAGGGUGGAGAAGCAGAGGGCAGCAUUAAAGGAAAAGUUAAGUAGUCAACAGGCGCAGCAGAAUGCCAGUCAAAUAAAACAACAGAUGGAGGAACAAUUAAAACAACAGAGAGCUGCCAUGCAACAAAAAAGAUUGUUGGAAGCACAGGGUAAAACAACAGUAACAACAGCUACUGGUAGUCUCCUGACUUCAGCAUCAACGGGUACAGCUACAGUACUAAAAGGUUUAUCUUCACUAACAGCAGGAUCUACUGUACUGAAGACUGCCAGUGGUAUGACAACUAUACUGUCACCUGGUAACCUCAUUAAAAAAAUACAGCAAGUUCAACCCAAAACCACACAAGGAGGAGUUAUAAGUAUACCUGCAAAUGCAGCUACUGGUGUGAGACCAAUGGUAAAAGUUCAGAUUCCUGGUAAUACUGGGGCUAUUACACUACGCCCAGCAACAGCAGCUGUUGCCUUGGCUCCUAAACCAAGUCCAACUGCAGGCACUAACCCUACUUCUACAUCUCAGACCCUGACAGCUAUAAAAGUAGGCAGUGUAGCCAGUCCAGCACCAUCUCAGCAAGUUAUUAUGAAAGCUGCUACUAGUACAGCCCAGGUGAAACCUGCUACAGCCACACAAGGUGCUACAAGUGGAGGAAUUCAGAAUGUACAGAUUAUUCAGGGUCCUAAUGGUCAGCUUCAAGUUAGAGGGCUUAUGCCAGGUCAGCAGGUGAUCCGGUUACCAGAUGGCCGUCUACAGCUGAUAACAAUACCUCAACAAAAGGUUCAGCAACAGGCUUCAGCUGCAGCUCAAACCCCAGCAUCGACUAUCCAAAUAGCAAAACCAGAAGGUGCUAUGCAAGUUCCUGUGGCGCAAACUCCAGUUAGACCUCAAACAGUCCUGGUAAAUAGCUCUGGUACACAUCCAGUUAGUGGACAUCCAGUAGUGUCAGGUGUUACACCCAACAAGAUAAUGGUUGCAUCCCAAGGUGGUGUACAGAGCGCAGUCAUAGUCAGUUCUCCACAAUCAUCAGGUGGCACUGUUUCUGUACUCACUUCAGGUGGGCAAGGAAUUGCAAGGAUAAUAUCUCCAGGUAAGAUUGCUACUCCUGUUAUACAGAAAGUUGCUGGCGGCACAUCUGUGGUACAUGUGAACACACCACAAGGUACCCGCAUUAUACGUCAAGUCACUCCCCAAGUUGUUGUUUCUGGACAACAACCAAACUUGCAACAAAAACAGCAACAAUUACAGCAGCAACAGCAGGUUCUAGCAGCACAACAGGCACAAUUACAGCAAGUUCUCCAACAGCAACAGCAUCUCAAACUUCAGUCUGGCCAAGUUGUGCAGGUGUCUGGUGCAGUCUCAGGAGCCACUGCUGUUAUAUCAAGUCAGUCUGGCCAGCAAACAAUCACAGUAACCCCUCAACAGUUUGCAGCUCUACAGCAACAACAACAAUUAAAGCUGGUAAAACCAGGGGAGACACAUUCUCAGCAAAUUACUAUUGGUGCUGGAGACCUGGCAUCAACUACACAGACUGGAACCACAUUACAAGACCAACUAGUUAAACAUUUACAGCAGCAGGCAGAAGUUAAAACACAAACACAAGGAGCAGAUAAAUCAGUCACACCAGGAUCUCCACCACCUGCUGUCCCUCAAUCACCAGUCAAGUCACCCAUAGCUUUAUCAGCACAGCAGAAGUAUGCAGUUACACCACAAGUGGUACAGGAAGUUGUACGUCAAGCACUAAUGCAGAAUCAGACGCCGGAGAUCCAAGCUAAACUCCUUGCCAUGCAGAAACACAUGGUGCAACAAAAACAAGAUGAUGUGAAAAGUCUCAUUCCAGCAGCUACCCUUGUGUCACAGGUUGGUAGACAGGAAGUAGUGAGAACUGUAGAGAGUCAGGAAUCUAAGCUGGCCAAACAAAAACCACCUGCUAUACUGACUCCUGAACAGAAAGAGACCCAUACAAGGGUAUCAAUAUGUAACCAGGUAUUGAAGGGAAUUCUUGAUAAGAUAGAAAGAGAGGAAAGAAAGGAGCAGAAACUCCAGAAGAAGGCAGAAUCUGCUGAGGAGAAGCAAAAACGUCUUGCAGCUACCAAGAUACAACAAACACUGUACAAACACAAAGAAGCCUUAAAGAAAGAAAUUCAGAGAAAAAGAACUCUAAAUGAAAGGAAUAUGCAGCUAGAUAUACAGGCUGAGAUUCAAGAGGCAGUGAAGUCACAUGCUACCAGUAGAAAGAAAGCGGUACCAGUGAGUGCCCAGGUCGCUGAAGCAGCCAGAGCUAAGAAAAAGAAACAGAAAAUUAUUUCUACAGGUGUGAAAGAAAAAAGUCUAAAUCCCAAACGUAAACUGUAUUGUAUCUGUAAAACUCCUUAUGAUGAAUCAAGAUUUUAUAUUGGUUGUGAUCUGUGUUCCAACUGGUUCCAUGGGGAAUGUGUGAAUAUUAGUGAAAGCGAGUCAAAAUAUAUAGACGCCUUUGUUUGUGAUGACUGUAAAAAACAACAAGAGACAGCCAUAGAGGAACUGUAUUGUCUCUGUAAAACACCAUAUGAUGAAUCUAGGUUUGUUGAUGUACUGCCAGGCUCAUCAAAAGCUGUGGACAAAAAGAUUGAAAGUAUGCAAGAUCGCAUUGCCAAACAAAGAGCAAUCACAACUGCCUUUCUUAUUACCAAUGGAAUUCCUGCUACAGGAUUGGGGUGGGGUGAGGAGGUGGAAGCUGAAGAGGGUUGGAAGUGGGGGCGCGAGAGGAGUGUGUGGGAGGUGGGGUGGAUAGCAUCAGGUGGGUGGGCGGUGAAGGGUGUGGUGUGCGAUGGGGAGCGAGGAGGGAGAGGGGAGCGAGGUUGUGAGCGUGUAGCGUGGGGUGGAGGAUGGUGUGGGUGCGAGGUGGGUGUGAGGGAGAGAGCUGCGAUUGAUGAAGUUCUUGUACUACAUUUGAAAACUGUUUUAUACUUGCAGUCUCACAAGAUGGGCUGGCCAUUCCUCGAACCUGUAGAUCCUACUGAAGUGCCUGAUUACUACAAUAUCAUCAAAGAUCCUAUGGACCUGUCGCAAGUAGAAGCAAACAUGGAUGCACACCAGUAUAGAAGACUGACAGACUUUAUCAAGGAUGUAACAAAAGUCUUCAACAAUUGCCGUUUAUAUAAUCCUCCAGAUACACCAUUCUUCCAGUGUGCCGAGGUUUUAGAAACAUUCUUUGUUCAAAGACUUAAAGCCCUGAAGGAUAAAUUCUUACAUUCUACAUAGGAAUAGCUAAUAUUGUGCAAGUUGAUAUGAUGAACUGUUUUUGUUCAAAGAACUGAAUACAUAAAUUGCUACAAUUAAGAAUAAAUGUCUGAACUUUUAUAUAAAUCUGUAGAUGAAAACCUGCUGACUAAAGUGUAUUUAACACAUCGUUUUUCUUUAUUUCCCAAAUGCAAUGUAUUAAAGCGAUUAUCAAAAUUGUGUACUUACAUAUUUUUAAGAGUAUUUUUUUAAACCAAUCUAUGUUUCAAAGGAGAAAUUUUCUUUUUGUUCAUAAGUUUUUUGUAAGGUUUAAGUCAUAGGUCAUGGAAACCAUCAAGUUUUACUGUUUAAGGAAGACCUGAAGUGCACGGGGGCACAUGAGUAGCAAUACCAACCUUCUAUAAGCUAGCUGGAUAACAUUGUCGCAAAAGACCCUAAUAGGAUUCAGGUUGUAUGCUUAUCAAGUGCUGACACCUCCAGGCUAUUAAAAUCAUUGACUUUCAAUUACAUGCCUGUCACAAACUGCAGACUCAAAUCUUGCUAUGGACAUGAGGAAGCUAUGCUGUUAGUUUACUGAAGUUUGUUGAUUUUACUUGUACCUGAGAUAGUGCACGGAAGUGCACCAGUCCUCCACUGGGAAAUGUGACCUUGAAUGAGUUAGGAUGAUGUUAAACCUGAUGGAAAGAGACAAAUGAUCAUUAAAAAAUGGUAAUUGUUAAUAAAAACAAUUUGAUAAAUAUUAAUCAUACAUGACAUUAUUGUGUCAAUCAUUGACUUUAUAAAAUUAAGUAAGUUAUGUCAGAUUUAAUGCAUUUUGUCUGUUUCAUAGAAUUUUAUUAGUUGUAUAGUGUUAAAAAGAGAAUGGGCAUAUAUGGCAAUAAUGUAUUUGUUACUUAUUCAAUAUUGGUGAUUGUUGUUUUACCUAAAAUUUUGAUGUUCAUCAUCAUUUGUCAUUUUGUACAUAUACAUUAUUUAUUUUCCUAAUGAGCAGAUCAAAUGUUUACUGGUACUGUUUUAAGAAUGAUAUAUUUGUUUAAAAAAAGAUUUGUCAAAGCUUUAUGCAAAUGAAAUCUUACACAAAGCAAGUUUUUUUACAGAUUUUCUAGGGGCUUUGUGUUGAUAUAGUGGGAACAGGCCAGCUUUUGUUGAUAUCCAUGUAUUGCACAGUAUGAUAGUGUUUUUUUAUAUUUAUUUUGUCACUAAGAGGCAUAUUGGGUAAUUGUUACAGGUUUAGGAAUACUCUAUGGUAUAAUACAUUGUUUAUGCAUUGCAUUUACAUUGAAAUGAGAUGAGAUUCUUUUUGCAAGAUAUUUCUAUUUUAAAUAUGUAUAGAUUGUAUGAACAACUGUAGUAAGAAUUAAUAUUCUAUGAUGUUUAAACGGGAAUUACUUUUUAAUGAAUAUAUUUUGUGAGGCAUUUUUUAUCAAAAUUGAAAUAUCACAAAACAUGCAUAGGUAUUUGUACAACUACAGAAAUAAGCAAUAUUUGGUUAAAAGUUUGGAUGUUAUCUACCCAUAUAAAAGUAUCUUAAACAAUAGAAAUAUCAUCAUGUAUAAAAGCUUGAUAACAGGCUCACAUUGGAAUAUUUUUCCAACCAUGACUUGGAAACUGCGGAGGAGUACAUGAGAUUUAUGAUAACUUACAUUAAAUAUUAUGAACCAUUUUAAGAUAAUAAUUCAUUAAAGCAAAAUUCUGAUCACAUUUUAAUAUGUCAUAAUCAUGUACUAGAAGCAUGCAUACAUUUACUAAGAUAUGUGUACAUAAAUCACUGUAGAUUGUUUUCAUUCUAUCUUAGAUAUAUCUUAUGUAUAAUAAACCAGUAGAGUUAA